This is a messenger RNA of Pleuronectes platessa (European plaice), 1356 nucleotides long. Its product is annotated as brain and acute leukemia cytoplasmic protein. Bases 1 to 390 code for a protein of 129 amino acids. The transcript is spliced from 3 exons. NCBI's taxonomy places the organism in Eukaryota, Metazoa, Chordata, Actinopteri, Pleuronectiformes, Pleuronectidae. Gene Ontology annotation, cellular component: cytoplasm. The record is from RefSeq and is a predicted model, not a curated record.
AUGCUUUUCCCGAUGGGCUGCGGAGGGAGUCGGGCGGACGCGAUCAUCGAGCCGAGGUACCACGAGAGCUGGACCAGGGAGACGGAGUCGACGUGGCUCACCAACACCGACAUAGAGACUCCUCUACCGGUGGCGAACAGUAAAGCUCUGGAGGCCGGUGUGAGAGAGAAGAGGACGGUGAACACAGGGACCCAGUGUGGGAAGCAGGGCCUCAACACCUCCGGCUCCAACCACCAGAGGAGACCCAGACGCUCCCUGAGUGAUCAAACUGCUCGUGACUCCAAGAGGAGGGCGUCAAAGGAGGCAAACGUUUUGUCUAAGGAUGGCCAGUCUGUCAACAUCAACAGCGGCGAAGACGCUGAACCCGGGAACGUGUGUGACGAAAGAUGAAGAAGAGCCGAGCUUCUGCGAGAGGAAAAGAUUGGCCCAAGCUGUGAGCAGUUUACCAAAAGAUGGGAGGGUUGGUUUUAACCGAUGUAUGCGGAUGACGUUUGCUAGAUCGUGACUGCUGAGCUCAGUGAUUUGCAACAAAAGCACCCACAUAUUGUCUCCAUCCAAAGAUCUCGGAUUGCUGCAUCUUUGCUGUGCCAUUGCGAAUGCAUGCGAGAAGCGGAGAGUGGUCCACAAACACUCUCACACCGUGCUUUUCUGCCAUGCUUAUGGUGCCCGGUCAGGGAACGCGUCACCAUGUGAAGCCAGUUUUACGAAAAGGAAAGAAAAAAAACACACAAGAGCGGGCCGUCCCAUAUGCACAUGAUAAUCACACUCUGCACAUCAAAUGUAUUCUGUGUGGGGCCUUCCUCAAGAAUUAGCUUCAGUUCUUUGUGCAAGUGUUUUCCUUUCUGCUGCGAAUGAAAAACAAAAGUGUGGGAGCCAAUGAUGACGAUGAUGUUUAACCUCAGUCAAUGCUGUAAAUGAUUUUCAUUUAGGACAACCUGAAGUGCUGUUUAAGAGUCUUGAAGCCUGAAGGCUAUUUUUUCCAGCCUUUGCAGGAUAAAGAAAACAAACACACCCGCAUGUGCCUACAAUUCAUUUUUAAUUUGAACCGCUCCUGUGUUCACUUUGAGAAGUUAUUUAUUUUCCAAACUUUGUUCAGUGCUGUAUUUUUCUUUUACUUCUUCUUUUUAUGUGGUAUUAUUUUACACUUUUUUUUAUUGUAACAAUGUGUCAUUUGUGUGGCUUAUACUGAUCUGCAUGUAUCAAUCGAUCAUAAAUUGAUUCUGCAUUGAUGACAAAUAAGUCUGUGCACAAAUAUAACAAUAACCAGUACACAUGAAAACAGUUCAGGAUGGCUCGCCAGGUUGUUUUGCAGCCACCAGGUGGCGCUUUUGACAAGCCGGGGGUCUUACUAAUGGA